Molecule: messenger RNA, 5215 nt
Organism: Boleophthalmus pectinirostris (great blue-spotted mudskipper)
Lineage: Eukaryota; Metazoa; Chordata; Actinopteri; Gobiiformes; Gobiidae
Gene: arhgap25
Product: Rho GTPase activating protein 25
Exons: 11
Coding region: 1011-2843 (610 amino acids)
Biological process (GO): signal transduction; activation of GTPase activity; negative regulation of small GTPase mediated signal transduction
Cellular component (GO): phagocytic cup
Molecular function (GO): GTPase activator activity
Source: RefSeq, a predicted model, not a curated record
AGCAUUUCCUCCUAAAACAACUGCCACCUGUUACAAAAAAUGACUACCGCAACUUAUUCUGCCCUACAAAGACAAAACGCAGUAUCAUGUUUGGUCAAAAAUGAGUUCAUGUCAUUUUGUUUGUAUUUGAGACCUGCUUGAUCAUGUGAAGAAAUAUCAUAAAAAAUAUUAAGCUCAGAAUUGACCUCUGAACAGGCAGUAACACACGGACACUGUUACUGCCUUUUGCCUUUACAAGACUUGUUAUUUUUGGCUCAUGAUACAAAGGCAGAGAACAGGAACUGACAAAUAAAGGUCAAGUUUGAGCUCAGUGUCUUUCAUGUAAAUAUUUCUUAAAAUGUCCUGUUAUACUUUUGUCUGACACUGAAGUGAUUUUUCUCAGUUUCACACUCUGAGUGUGAGUUAAGCUCUUUUGCUUUUGUAGGGCAGUGUUGUCAAGUAGUAUUAAAAGACACACAACAGAUUUUUAAUAUAUGUAUUAUCUUUUUUUUUUCUUAAUUUUUGUAACAUCUUUUUUAUCUUAAAUUGAAAAACUGCUGCCGACUACUGCUGAAAAUUACUACAGCAACUUUUAAUUUCUUUGUCUUUUUUUCUUAAUUUUAACAUUUGCAUUUAUUUUUAUUUAUUUAUUUUUUUUUAACGUUUUCUGCUAAAACAACUGCCAAUAUUAUGAUUUUAUAAUUUAUUCAUUUAUUGCAAUACGGUCUGAUUUUUAUCUUACCCUCCAAAAACGCUGGGUUUAACAUUCAUCCGUCCAACUUGCCUCCAAAUAAAAACCAAAACAUAUUUAAUGUUAAGUACAGACAUGUUAAAAAUGGCUACUUCUGACCACUAGAUGGAGCUGUGGUUCUUGUGGUUUAACACUGACAAUAAACUGUCAGUAUAAAGUACAAAACAUUCCCUAUUAUUCUAUUAUUACUAGUAUUUGGCAUCGUCUGCUGUGCCAUUUCGUACCACUUUGAAACGUGUGAGGAAUGUAGCUCUAUGGGAGUUAGUGAGCACCCCAGAUUAUGUAUAGAAACUCCAAUGCCCGCUCCAGGAGUGUGUUUCCGGGGGACGGUGGGCCGGGCUCCCCCACAUCCAUGGAGAGGCCGCUGAUGUCGGGGUGGCUCAAGAAACAGCAGAGGUCACUGGUGAAGAACUGGCAGCAGCGUUAUUUUGUGUUGAGAGGAAGUACCCUGACCUACCAUAAGGACGACAAGGAGAGCACUGUGCAGGGGGUGAUCCAGCUGCGCUUCAGUAAAGUCAAUGAACUGCCUCCAAAUGCAGACGAUUCUGCUGGGAAAUAUCUGUUCGAGAUUGUUCCAAGAGCCAAGGGGGACAGAGAGAGAUGUUCACAUGUGCUUAUGGCCAGCUCCCAGGGCGACAUGGAGGAGUGGGUCCGCAGUCUGCGCAGGGUCAUCGGAGCUCCCACUAGUGGAGUGUUUGGGAAGAGCCUGGCAGACACAGUGGCCUAUGACCAGAGGUUUGGUCCUCAAAUGGUGCCCAUCCUGGUGCAGAAGUGUGUGGAGUUCAUCCAGGAGCACGGCCUGAGUGAGGAGGGCAUCUUCAGGCUCCCAGGGCAAGACAACGCUGUAAGACAGUUUAGAGGGGCCUUCGACGCUGGGGAGAGGCCCUCUUUCCCCAGUGACACAGAUGUCCACACGGUGGCGUCACUGCUCAAACUCUACCUCCGUGAGCUGCCACAGCCUGUCGUUCCCUGGACCCAGUACCAGGACUUUCUGGACUGUACCAACGUCCUGGACUCUCCCGGCCAAAAGGGAUGGGAGAAAUUGGAGAGACAAAUCACCCUCCUCCCUCGAGUGAACUAUAACCUCCUCAGUUACAUCUGUCGGUUCUUGUUUGAGGUCCAGCUGCAUUCUAAAGUGAACAAGAUGAACGUGGAGAACCUGGCCACAGUGAUGGGGAUCAACCUCUUAAAGCCGCAGAUCGAGGACCCCAUCACUGUCAUGAAAGCGACUCCUCAGAUCCAGAAGUUGAUGACGGUGCUGAUUCGACAACAUGAGGCCCUGUUCCCCAUCUCCAAAGACGAGCUGCCCUCUCCUCCUCCAAACAAGGCUGACAGCCAGAAGAACGCCCCACGCAGCUUUGUGGGCUGGGAGUCCACUGAGCUCUGUGACACUUCUCUGUCUGAGUCUCCAGAGGAAGAAGAGGAUCAGGACAGCCCAGGGCCCCAAAGAUCCACCAAUCUCAAAUCAGAGUUGUUUUUACCCUCAGAGUGCAUGGAAUCCCCCCGCAAACGCACCCAAACCUUACCCACGUUUAACUGCCCUCUGACGGGGAUGGCCGCCAAAGCAGAGGCCCUGAAUCGCUGGAGUCGCCUUCAGGAGUCCAUAGAGGAGAAGAGCGGGACUUUUUCAGAAGAUAUUUUUAAAAUCCUGGACCUCAAAUCUUCUGGGUCAUUGUUCAAGACGACUACGCUGAGUUCUAAGGAGGAGGAGAUGAGGUCUAUGCCCAGGAGAGGAAGUGACCAGGGGUUCAUCACUCUUACAGAAGAUGGGAAGGCCAAAGGCCAAAGUGACAGUGUUGAAAAGCCUGUUCAAAGCCUGGUGCAUCAGAAUAGUGAUGAGAAACCGAAAGCUACGAAUCAGGACACCAGCAAAUGUGAAGUAAAGGCAGACGGAGCACAGCCUGUUGACUGUUGCAGCCUGCAGAAGGAGAACAAGGAGCUGAAGGCGACCGUGGCUGAGCUGAGGUCAGAGCUGGAGGCAGAGCGCCGCCGUGUGGCCGCUCUGGAGAUCUGCCUGAAAAACGCCGAGGGCAGCAGAGACGAGGCCCUGCGCAGGAACAAGGAGCUGCAAAAGGACAUUGAACAGUUUCUCAUCAAGAAACCACCUCCGUAAAAUCAGGACACCAACUGGUCACUAUAGACUUGAGAGGAGAAUAGUACAAUGAAUGAAGUGAAUUUAUUUUAUUAUUAUGUCUGGGCAAUACAGAUGUGCUCAGCCUUUUUAUGGGCUUAUAAGAAACCACAAGCAAAAUACAAUCAACCAGUUGCAUUUCAUCUUGGGUCACCAUUAGGGAUGUAACGAUAUCCAAAUCUCUCGGAUUAUUUUUGCAAUAUACAUCUCACGGUACGAUAUUUAUUCCGAUAUUUUGUGGAAGUUAACAAAAUUGUGCCACAUUUUCCUUUUAAAAUACCCUGUCAAGACUUAAUCUAAAGAACUAAGAUAUAAGUGUUUCUAACAGUUAUUUCUUCAUGUAGUUUGCGCUGAAACAGAGCAAAGGAUUAUGGGCUAUGUAGUUCCUUCAGUUUUUUUAGUUAUGGCUCCACCAUAACUAUUUAUUUAAGCAAAGAGACUUGUAAUUCGAUAUACUGUGAUGGCCCACGAUUUUAUUGUGAGACUUUUAACGAUACGAUAUCACAAUAUUUCAGUUAUUGUUACAUCCCUAGUGAACAUUUCAUCAAACAAAGGAUUUCAUAAAAAGGACAAUACAACAAAAUAUGAGAUUCAGUUUCACAGGAUCAUUUUGGGGGGAAAGUUGUCAUGUUUUAUUAAGGAAACAACACUUUAAUAAACAUGCCUUGCUCAAAAAUAGUGAUACUUUGCAGCUGAUGUUAUUAAUAUUCGUGGGGGGAUGAUGCUAAAUUUAAGCACUGCUCUGUCUGAGGUGUUAUUUAUCUGAGGCUUAUCAGAAUGAGUAAAAGCUGUACUGCUGUUGGUAAACACAUUUCAAAAACUAGGAAUGUGAUUUUGCAAUUUUGUACAACUAACAAGGAGUGAUCAUUUAUGACAUAUAGUGUUACAAAACAGUGAACGCUUAGUGCUUAUUACAGAUGUUUAACGGUGCAUUGUGUAACCAUCCAAAAGUACUUUUACUUACUUUUACUUUUGCCCUGUGCUGGAUUUUUUAUCACCUUAAAAACAUCAAAAACAAAGCUAUUUAAAUUUAAACUCCAGUGAUUCAAAGUUUUUCCUCACUUACCUUACGCAUUCUGAGCAUCUUAAUUACUCACCACGAUGAGUUUAUAAUUUUAUGUUCACCGCUCUCACUAUUGCCGUGACGGUAAAGCUAAAAACAACUGGCAUGCCACGCGCACUUCCUGAGCAAUAAAAUGCUCUUCUGGUGGAGGGUCUGUCAAAGUUUUCUCCAUGUAGAUGUUUUGUCUGGAAUGUUUCACAGUAUGGCAUUAAACCUUUCUAUUUUCAUGGAGACCAAACCAGACCAAGUUACAGGUCAGAUCUGUGGAGAGGCGACCCUGCUCACAGUCAGAAUACCUAUUUUUGUUUCUUUUUUACCUGUAAAACUACCUGUAAUUGAAUAAAUGUAAAGUAGAGCUGUUUAAUGUCAUACUGUGGAACAUUCCAAGCAGAGCAAUAACAUAUCCAUAGAAACAAGCAUGUGACAGACCCCCCACCAGAAAAGUUACACAAUGCACCUUUAAUAUCUCCAUUGGUUUACAUGUAGACUGCUGAUGUGGAGAACAGGAGCUUCUUUUGUAACUUGAUUUAUUUAGUUUUUUUCCCUUUCUACUGUCUUUUUAAAUGACAUACAACACCCUAAAUUGAAUUUGCACUGUGUAACUUUUCUGGUGGAGGGUCUGCCAUCAUCUUGUCUCCACGGUAAUGCUAUUGCAAUGUCUGGGAUGUUCCAGAAUAUUGCAUUAAACAAAUAUAUCUUGUGUUUAUUCAAUUACAGGUGUUCAUAUUUCUCAAAACAACAAAAAAAAAUCAUGCAUUAUUAUUAUUACUGUGAACGAGCCCACUUCUCCACAGAUCUGAUUUUGUUAUGUGGCUUGCUUGUCUCCAUGGAGAUAGUUAGAUAAAUGCCAUCCUGCAGAAUAUUCUGAGGAAAAACAUCAAGCAGGUGGGGGACUCUCUACCAGAAAAGUUACACAGUGCACCUUUAAGACAACUUUGAAAUCGGUAAAAUAUCUUGUCAAAAUGGGAGUAACUAUCAUUUUCUCAGCCUUAGCACAAAAUAAGGUUAAUAACAAUAUACAUUUGCCUGCUGCUAAUCUCUGUUUAACAUUAUCUGAAGCUCUACAGUGUGGUAAAAGGCUUGUUUGUUUGAAGAUGUGGACAAUGAACUGAUGUCUAUAAACUCUUCUCCGAGUAUAAAGACCUCACUGUGUAAACGGAUCUGAACUAUUGUGCAACAUCCUGGCAUCUUUGGACACAUCAGAGGAGCGCUUGUAGUCUGUUUGGGAUAAUAUGUUGUGAAUGUGUAGCCGAUGUGGUUGGAGUGUUAAUAAAUUAUAUAUUUAACGCUA